AUAGUCUCGCAAAAACCAUCGAUGGAACCGGCUGGAACUGAACCAUCGAUAAUAAACUGGAUCCGAAUGGUUUGAUACCACCUCUUGCUCCCGCGGAACGCCGACUAUAAUCUAGACAAUUCGACCGAGUGGCCAGUAAAUGCGCUCAGACCAGGGUAUCCACCUCCAAAUAUCGGACGCUGCGCCACAGCCAGAAUUCCGGGACUCAAAGGCGGCGCAGCAGGCUCUACUAACGGGAUUUCGGCUUGAGGAAACACAUCCAGUUAUUUUUAGGCAAUCAUCACAAAUAUAGAUGCCAUACUAAGCUGAUGGUCAGGUAUAGUGAUUUGCUAGAGGAACCAGUAAAAAGUGCCGGAGAAUGGCCGAUCGCGUCCUGUGCCAAGAAUUGGCAGCGCCCGGGAAUCACUAUCGCCGCCCAAAAUCAGGAAUGGGAAGUCCCAGUACGGCUUAUGCCAACGGGGGAGGAUCCUGGCGAGGAGCUCCCAGGCCACACCAGAAGCCAAAGCAGAGCCCGCAACUAUACUGCAAUAGUCCGGCGGUCAAGCCCGGUGCUGAAGAGCAGCCAGCGAAGCCGACAGGAUCCGAAGUAGUGGGCUUACCCGCCACCCCGCGAACAAAUAAGCAGCAGGCGCGCAAUAAAAGCGAAGAAGCCAUCACUGAUCUCCUUGUGCGAAUACCGGACAUUACCCAGCUGUUCGACAUACAUAGCCGAAUUGGCAACGGAACCUUCAGCACGGUUUUGCUGGCAACAUUGCGAAGGGAAUCGCAUCUGCCGGACAGUCUGCGUCGCAAAUAUGCCAUCAAACAUCAUAUACCCACUAGCCAUCCGGACAGGAUAAUGAAGGAGCUACAGUGCAUGACCAAAAUGGGGGGAACUCAGAACGUGGUGGGCAUCCACUGUUGCAUUCGCUGCGAUGCCUCCGCCGCCUUCGUUAUGCCCUACAUGGCCCACGAUCGAUUCCACGACUUCUACACACGGAUGGACGUGCCCGAGAUCCGACUCUAUAUGCGCAAUCUACUGGUGGCUCUUCGCCAUGUCCACAAGUUCGAUGUGAUCCAUCGUGACGUGAAGCCGAGCAACUUUCUCUACAAUCGUCGCCGGCGCGAGUUUCUCCUGGUGGAUUUCGGCCUGGCCCAGCAUGUUAACCCACCGGUAACGGGAGCUUCUGCGGGAUCCGCUAGCACCGGCGGCGUUUCGGCCAGCAGCAACAACAGCAAACGACCCCGAGAACAAGAGUCGACGGAGGCAGUGCAGCAAAGUACUCCAGCGGAUGCUGGUUUGGGUGGUGCUGUUAAGCGAAUGCGCCUGCACGAGGAAUCCAAUAAGAUGCCCCUAAAGCCUGUCAACGAUAUAGCCCAAAGCGAAUUGCAGUCGCCGGCUGUGGAUGGCUCCAAUCCCGUCCAGCAGCAGCAGCAGCAGCAGCAACCAGCUCAACAGCAGCAGCAGCAGCCAGCUCAAGCACAGGUGGAUCAAACGCCAAACGCCGCAUCCGGCAGCAAGUACAAUACGAAUCGAAAUGCCUCGGGAGCGGCGGCCAAUAAUGCCAAGUGCUUCUGCUUUGCCAACCCCUCGGUUUGUCUCAACUGUCUGAUGAAAAAGGAGGUGCAUGCAUCCAGGGCAGGAACACCUGGCUAUCGGCCGCCGGAGGUUUUGCUCAAGUAUCCGGAUCAAACCACCGCCGUGGACAUCUGGGCGGCAGGUGUGAUUUUCCUCUCGAUCAUGUCGUCAGUGUAUCCGUUUUUCAAGGCCCCCAACGAUUUCAUUGCUCUGGCCGAGAUUGUCACCAUUUUUGGAGAUCAAGCCAUCAGGAAGACGGCUUUGGCUUUGGAUCGCAUGAUUACUUUGAGCCAAAGGUCCAGACCGCUGAAUCUAAGGAAGCUGUGCCUCCGUUUUCGCCACCGCUCCGUUUUCAGUGAUGCCAAGCUACUGAAGAGCCACCAGUCCGUGGAUGGCAACUGUGAGGUUUGCCGGAACUGCGAUCAGUACUUUUUCAACUGUCUCUGCGAGGAUAGCGAAUAUUUAACGGAGCCCUUGGAUGCCUAUGAAUGCUUUCCGGCCAGUGCAUACGAUUUACUCCAUCGUUUGUUGGAGAUUAAUCCCCAUAAGCGCAUUACUGCCGACGAUGCAUUGAAGCAUCCGUUUUUCACGGCUGCCGAAGAAGCAUCCGAGCAGCAGGAUCAGGAGGCAAAUGGAACACCACGCAAGGUGCGAAGGCAUAGAUAUCAGAAUCACAAAACGGUUUCCGUCACUCCGGAGCAACUGAAGCAGCAAGUGGCCCUCGAUCUACAGCAGACGGCCAUCAACAAAAUGUGAAACUAGUCCUCAUUCAUACAUUUGUACAUAGAAAUUACCCUAAUCACAUAUCACGAUUGUAUAUAAACUUCAAAAAACAAAACAUCCGAGCACCUCUCAUAAGCACCCCAAAAAAAAAAAAAAAAAGAACGUCCAGUGUACUAUAUCCAAGUGCCCGGCUCGGCCACGCCUACUUACCUCAAGCUGCAGGAAGAAGAAACACCAAAUGAAGCACCCUCAACCCACACAUAUUUAUAUAGAAACGUAUCAAUCAUGAACAAUAGGAAAGGAAUACCAAAAAUAUAAGAAGAAAGUACAUGGAGUACAUAUUAUAUAUGAAAUGGCCGAAAGGCACGAAUGGCACGAAUGUUAAGCGCGAAGGAAACCCAAGUGCAUGGCCACUGCUCAGUGGCAAUUCUGCACUGCAUGUUGUAUAGUUCGAAUAGUCUUAACUUACCUAAAAAUAAUAAUCUAUUGUAUUUAUAUAUCUGGAAAUCAUGUGAGCAGAGACAUAUAUAAAAGUGAAAAUAUAUUUAUACCAUGAAGUAUGAA
Drosophila ficusphila is the source of this 2845-nucleotide messenger RNA. It is a transcript of the gene Cdc7, whose product is annotated as cell division cycle 7-related protein kinase. The transcript is spliced from 4 exons. The record is from RefSeq and is a predicted model, not a curated record. Bases 359 to 2314 code for a protein of 651 amino acids. Gene Ontology annotation, biological process: protein phosphorylation; mitotic DNA damage checkpoint signaling. Gene Ontology annotation, molecular function: protein serine/threonine kinase activity; ATP binding. Gene Ontology annotation, cellular component: nucleus. NCBI's taxonomy places the organism in Eukaryota, Metazoa, Arthropoda, Insecta, Diptera, Drosophilidae.